Molecule: messenger RNA, 1431 nt
Organism: Penicillium taxi
Lineage: Eukaryota; Fungi; Ascomycota; Eurotiomycetes; Eurotiales; Aspergillaceae
Exons: 2
Coding region: 1-1431 (476 amino acids)
Biological process (GO): protein phosphorylation; regulation of mitotic cell cycle
Cellular component (GO): nucleus
Molecular function (GO): ATP binding; cyclin-dependent protein serine/threonine kinase activity
Source: RefSeq, a predicted model, not a curated record
AUGUCGGCCGCAAAGUCACGAUGGGUAGACGAUGACCCUGAAACGGAGAAAAUAAUAGCACAGCAAAAAAAGGAAAAAGAAGCCAAACGACGCGCCAAAGCUGAAAGACAGCGCCAGAUUGAAGCAAAGUCGACCCAAGCUGCUGCACAAUCUGUUCACGGCGCCGACUCACCUAAUCGCGAUGUACAACCCCCAAGUAAACGACGGAGAUUGUCAAAUGACCCCAUCGCGUCCCAUACCGCAGCCGAAAUCCCAGCCAGCGAGGAACCGGAACCGCAAGCCCAAAAGAAACAGUCGAACUUGAUGCGCUUCCCGAUGCGCGAAUGGGGAGGCUGCCGACAUGUCGACAACUAUGAGCGACUGAAUCAUAUCGAGGAAGGCUCUUAUGGAUACGUGUCGCGGGCGAAGGAUAUCAGCACGGGCGAAGUGGUCGCGUUGAAGAAGUUGAAGCUCGAGAGCUCACCAGAUGGAUUUCCUGUCACGGGUUUGCGCGAGAUACAAACACUGCUUGCGGCGCGGCAUCAAAACGUUGUUUUCCUACGAGAAGUGGUGAUGGGCAAUAAAAUGGACGAUGUCUACUUGGUCAUGGACUUCCUGGAGCACGAUCUAAAAACGCUCCUGGACGAAAUGCGCGAGCCAUUUCUUCCAUCAGAAAUCAAGACCCUCCUACUACAAAUAGUCGGCGGUCUUGACUUCCUCCACUCGCAGUGGAUUAUGCAUCGUGAUCUGAAAACCUCCAACCUCCUUCUAAACAACCGCGGCGAGAUCAAGAUCGCCGACUUCGGCAUGGCUCGCUACUACGGCGAUCCACCACCCAAACUAACACAACUCGUCGUGACCCUCUGGUACCGAUCACCUGAGCUACUCCUAGGCGCAGAAAAGUACGGCCCAGAGAUUGACAUGUGGAGUAUUGGCUGCAUUUUUGGAGAGCUCCUCACCAAAGAGCCCCUGCUCCAAGGCAAAAAUGAGGUGGACCAAGUGUCCCAGAUCUUUAAAUUGACAGGACUUCCCACCGUAAAAACAUGGCCUACUUUUAGGUCUUUGCCUAAUGUUAAAUCUCUACGCAUCCCAUCAAUAUCUGGCAGCUCGUCGACAAACCCGCCUCUCCUACCUCGCUCUAAAUUUCCCUACCUGACCAAUGCGGGCUUGGGUCUCUUGUCUGAAUUGUUAGCCCUGAACCCUGAUUCUCGUCCUACUGCAAAGCAGUGUCUUUCACAUCCAUUCUUCCGGGAAGAUCCCCGCCCUAAACCGCGGGAGAUGCUUCCAACUUUCCCAUCCAAAGCUAAUAUGGAAAGACGAAGACGCCACACGCCCGAGGCUCCCAAGAGAGGCCAGGAAGCACCCGAGCUCGACUUUGCCGGCGUGUUUGGUGGUGCCCCAGGAGGAGAGUCUGGUGAGGCGGGAGCAGGCUUUACCCUUCGCCUCGGAUAG